AUGGCACCCCCAGGCGAACCGACAGCAGCAGGGAAUGCAGCAGCUGCAGCAGCUCUUCCUACCAUCCUUCCACUCGAGUUGAUCGACAAGUGCAUCGGUUCAAGCAUCUGGGUUAUUAUGAAGACCGACAGAGAGUUCAGUGGUACUUUGUUGGGUUUUGACGACUAUGUCAAUAUGGUCCUUGAAGAUGUCACAGAGUACGAAACAUGUCUAGACGGCAAAAAGAAGAAGACCGAACUCGGUCAGACGCUGCUUAACGGUAACAACAUCUGCAUGCUCAUCCCCGGAUCGGAAGGCCCAGAGGACGCCUAG
Molecule: messenger RNA, 312 nt
Organism: Ustilago hordei
Lineage: Eukaryota; Fungi; Basidiomycota; Ustilaginomycetes; Ustilaginales; Ustilaginaceae
Product: putative U6 snRNA-associated Sm-like protein LSm5
Exons: 4
Coding region: 1-312 (103 amino acids)
Biological process (GO): mRNA splicing, via spliceosome
Cellular component (GO): Lsm1-7-Pat1 complex; U6 snRNP; U4/U6 x U5 tri-snRNP complex
Molecular function (GO): RNA binding
Source: RefSeq, a predicted model, not a curated record